AUCAUCCAAUCAGGUGUGAGUGAGAGCUGCUUUUCUACUGAACACACAAGUUGAUUUCCUCACUAUCACUGUGUCUGAACAGGAACGAUGAUCUCACUCUUUGUGGCGCUUUACUCUCUGCUUUGUCUCUGCACAGCUGUAAAAACAUCUGACAUCAAGGAGCUUCACGUGAGAACAGUAAAGAGUGGAGAAGAUGUAACUAUAGCGUGUGAUCUCAGUCUGAUCACAGACAAAAGUAAAGUAGUCUGGUACAGACAGAGUUUUGGAAAAGUGCCUCAGAUUUUUGCCACACCUUACGGGACAAAUAACUACACAUUUACUGAUGGAUUUAAUGAUAAUCGCUUCAAUUUUACUGUAAAUGAGCAUCAGUUUGAUCUCAACAUUAAGAACCUGAGAGAAGAUGAUGGAGGAGAAUAUUUCUGUGGAGAAAUAGAGUUAACUACAUUAAAGUUCACAUCUGGAGCACGUCUGCAAUUUGAAGAUAAAGAGAUGAAACUCUGUCCUUCACCUGGACCAGAAAUCAAGAUCACAGGUUCUGAUACACACCAGGGUUCAAACAGCAGUGAUGAAAACCAUAAGACUGAAAAGCAUUGGAUUCUUUAUGCCUUAACAACCUUCAGUAUAAUAUCUGUUAUUGUAAUCAUGGUUCUGGUUGGAGUUUUAUUUAAAAAUCAUAGAAAAGGUGCUUCAUCACGAAAGCCUGAAAUCAGCAGCAAUCAGGCUGAUGAUGAAGAUGUCUUGAACUAUGCAGCUGUGAGUUUUGCUAAGAAACCUUCAUCCUCCAGAACAUCCAGAGACCAGAGACAUGAAGACGUUUAUGCACAAGUUCAAAUCAAAUAGAUCCAAAGAAAUGAGUUCAGACUUGAAAAACAAUAGAAAUUGAAUUAUUCCCCAGUUUGUAGACAAACGUGUCAUAUUUUAAUCAGAAAACAUUUUUAUUGCUGUAAUUUAUCACAAUUUCCAAACCUGUUUAAUGUAAUAAUUUAUUUUACAUGAUUUCUACUUUUAUUUGGGUAA
This is a messenger RNA of Silurus meridionalis, 1017 nucleotides long. RefSeq lists its product as uncharacterized. Lineage: Eukaryota; Metazoa; Chordata; Actinopteri; Siluriformes; Siluridae. The coding region runs from base 88 to 840 and encodes 250 amino acids. Gene Ontology annotation, biological process: response to bacterium. The record is from RefSeq and is a predicted model, not a curated record. The transcript is spliced from 6 exons.